UUAGGCGUUUGGCGUCACGCUUAGUUCAGUUUCCAGCGGUUCUCUUCUGACAAUCGGGCGGGCUUGAGCCCGGACCUGGGCCUGGGGUGGUUCCCUCUUGCCCAGGUCCAGCGUCCACUACCCAGUUCUGUCCCGAGUGAGGACUGUUUACGUGCAUACUGUUAGGUGAGACCGGGCAGUGCAAUUACCUGCUGGCAGAGGGCGUGUUGCGUUAGAGCGGAUCAAAGUGACCACGGUGUAGCUAUGGGCACAGCACUUGUGUACCACGAGGACAUGACAGCCACUCGACUGCUCUGGGAUGACCCCGAGUGCGAAAUUGAGUGCCCAGAGCGCCUGACAGCUGCCCUGGAUGGCCUGCGGCAGCGUGGCCUGGAAGAAAGGUGCCUGUGUUUGUCAGCUUGUGAGGCAUCAGAGGAAGAGUUGGGCCUGGUGCACAGGAAUCUCUGCUCUUUCCUUCCUGUCCUGCUGGUGGCCUGCCUGCUGAUCUGCAGCCCGGAAUAUAUAGCCCUGGUGCAGAAGACCCAGACCCUGGAUAAAGAGGAGCUCCACGCACUGUCUAAGCAGUACGACGCUGUCUACUUUCACCCGCCCUUUCUGCUCAGCAGUGGGAAACCUGCAACCUGGGACAAGCAGGUCAGGACCCAGGCUCAAUUGGGACACUCUGGCACACAGGACACCUUUCACUGUGCCCGGCUGGCAGCGGGGGCUGCACUGCAGCUGGUCGAUGCUGUGCUAACAGGAGCUGUGCACAAUGGGCUUGCCCUGGUGAGGCCUCCAGGGCACCACAGUCAGAGGGCAGCUGCCAAUGGGUUCUGUGUGUUCAACAAUGUGGCUAUAGCAGCCAAACAUGCCAAGCAGAAAUAUGGGCUGCAGAGGAUUCUCAUUGUCGACUGGGAUGUCCACCAUGGCCAGGGCAUCCAGUAUAUCUUCAACGAUGACCCCAGUGUCCUUUAUUUCUCUUGGCACCGCUAUGAGCAUGGAAGCUUCUGGCCGUUCCUCCCAGAGUCUGAUGCAGAUGCAGUUGGCCAAGGGCGGGGCCAAGGUUUCACUGUCAAUUUGCCCUGGAACCAGGUUGGGAUGGGAAAUGCCGACUAUUUGGCUGCCUUCCUGCAUGUGCUGCUCCCACUGGCCUUCGAGUUUGAUCCUGAGUUGGUGCUGGUGUCAGCAGGAUUUGACUCUGCUAUCGGGGACCCUGAGGGGCAGAUGCAGGCCACCCCUGAGUGCUUUGCCCAUCUCACACAGCUGCUGCAGGUGCUGGCUGGUGGCCGGAUUUGUGCUGUGUUGGAGGGUGGCUACCACUUGGAGUCCCUAGCACAGUCAGUGUGCAUGAUGGUGCAGACAUUGCUUGGUGACCCCACACCUCCCCUUCUUGGGCUCAUGGUGCCAUGUCAGAGUGCCCUGGAGUCCAUCCAGAGUGUCCAGACAGCCCAGGCCCCUCACUGGACAAGCCUCCAGCAAAAUGUGGCCCCAGUUCUGAGUUCCAACACCCACUCUCCUGAAGAGAGAUCUCUGCCUCUGCUUGGUGAGAGUCCCACAGGUACAGUAGCAGAGGAUUCACUGAGCCCCCUCCUGGACAGACUGUGCCUCCACCCUGCACCUCCAAUCUGCACAGCGGUGGCCUCGACUGUACCAGGUGCUGCUCUGUGCUUACCUCCUGGAGUGCUCCAUCAAGAAGGGUCAGUCUUGAGGGAGGAGACUGAAGCCUGGGCCAGGCUUCACAAGUCCCGAUUCCAGGAUGAGGAUCUUGCCACACUGGGGAAGAUUCUGUGUCUCUUAGAUGGAAUCAUGGAUGGGCAGAUAAGAAAUGGCAUAGCAACCACAACUGCCCUCGCCACAGCAGCAACGUUGGAUGUGCUCAUUCAGCGAUGCCUAGCUCGCAGAGCUCAGAGGGUGCUCUGUGUGGCCCUGGGACAACUGGAUCGACCCCUGGACCUUGCAGAUGAUGGAAGGAGAAUUCUGUGGCUCAACAUCCAGGGCAAGGAGGCAGCCAUCCGGUCCAUGUUCCACUUCUCCACUCCACUGCCACAGACAAGUGGAGGGUUUCUGAGCCUCAUUCUGGGUCUGGUACUGCCCUUGGCCUAUGGUUUCCAGCCUGAUAUGGUGUUGAUGGCACUGGGGCCUGCCCAUGGCCUGCAGAACGCCCAAGCUGCUCUCUUGGCUGCAAUGCUUCGGAGCCCAGUAGGGGGCCGAAUUCUAGCUGUAGUGGAAGAGGAAUCCAUACUCUUGCUUGCAAGGAGCCUGGCGCAGGCAUUGCAUGGAGAAACACCUCCCAGUCUGGGUCCUUUCUCGAAGGCCUCUCCAGAGGAGAUCCAGGCUCUGAUGUUCCUAAAAGCUCGGCUGGAGGCUCGCUGGAAGUUGCUGCAGGUGGCUGCUCCUCCACCAUAAUAACCGUGAUUGCCAGUCGCUUGAAAUCGGUCAAGGUGGGCGGUUCCCACGUGAAGAAGAGCACACUCGGGCCCCAGCGAACCAUGGCCCGAGACCUACGUCCCGUCUGCGGCCCAGGCGUCCUCUACCUCCAGAACAAUAAACAUCGGCUAAACACAA
This is a messenger RNA of Mus caroli (Ryukyu mouse), 2544 nucleotides long. Lineage: Eukaryota; Metazoa; Chordata; Mammalia; Rodentia; Muridae. The record is from RefSeq and is a predicted model, not a curated record.